AUGCCGGAAAGCACGGAAAAGGAUGUGGCUGCAAAGCAGAAAUCCAAGUUUCUGAACACAGACACAUACAAGAAAGGCAUAUCCAGAUUUUUCACCUUCAUUGGAAUUUUAUUUUCACUGGAUUAUACCAUUACCGAUGUCUUCCUCAUUAUCUGUGGCGCCUUUUUCUCCAUAGCAUCCGGUGUUCCUUUUCCGCUCUUGGGUAUCGUUUUCGGUGAGCUGAUCAACGACCUCAACACAGCCAACUGCUCGGCAUCGGCCACGUCGAAUAGCGAUAUAACCGAUGGCGUGCGGCAGAAAGUGCUCUACGUAAUCUACAUUACCAUCGCCAACUUCGCUUUCAUCUAUAUCCAUUGCAGCUGCUGGAGCUAUGUUAGUGAACGCAUUGCGCGGAGGUACCGUCGACGUUACUUUGAGAGUAUUAUCAGGCAGGAGACCGGAUACAUUGAGGGACUGCCCGCCGGAGAUGUCAUCUCGCGGCUGGUUAGCGACAUUGAAGUGCUGCAGUCUGGAACAUCAGAGAAAGUUGGAAUAGUGAUUGCGACUGUCUCAUACUUUGUUACUUCGUACGUCGUUGCAUUUAUCAAGGUCCCUCAAAUUGCCGGAAUGCUGGUCUCGGUGGUGCCUUGCUACUUUCUAAUGUCCUACGUGGGAGGCUAUUUCAUCAAAAAAUACGCUGGGCGGGUUACAGAGCACGUCAACGCGGCUACCUCGAUUGCUUCCUCCAGUCUUUCCCAUCUUACACUGGUUCAUGCUUUCAAUUCCAACGAGCGUCUGGAGAAACUAUUCUCUGACCACCUUUCAGAAUCACGGAUAGACUCAGUUAAAAAAGCCGCCACUCAUGCAGUCCAACUGGGUCUUUUGUAUUUCAUUGCAUACAGCUCAAACGCCCUAGCCUUCUGGGAAGGUUCACGCUUAAUUGCCGACUCGGUGGAAUCAGGUAACUCCGGAGCCUCCGUGGGCGCAGUCUACACAGUCAUUUUCAUCUUGAUCGAUGCCUCUUUUAUUCUUAGCCAAGUCGCCCCAUUCGUCCAUAUCUUCGCGUCAGCUGCUGGUGCAUCCGAACGAUUGCUAGCUGUCAUCAAUCGCGACUCUCAAAUUGAUGGAACCGGAGAAAGCGGUGACAACUCUGCCCCAUUCGACUCCCAAGAUAUCAUCUUCCGCGAUGUUCACUUCACCUACCCAUCGCGGCCGGACGUACCUGUUUUGAAGGGUGUCAAUUUUGCCCUUCCGUGUCGGAAACAUACUGCGAUCGUGGGACCAUCCGGUGGCGGAAAGUCGACCGUGGUGUCUCUUUUGGAGCGCUUUUACGAUCCGAUUUCUGGGGAACUAUCAGUUGGCGGGCAGGACUUUCGAGAGUUGAAUGUGCGAUAUCUUCGUGGAAACAUUGGAUUCGUGCAGCAGGAACCAUCGUUACUCGACCGUUCAAUCUUGGAGAAUAUCGCUUAUGGACUGGUAGUAUCUGCUGCCGAAAAGCACCAAGCUUUAACGCCGGUAAUUGUCGGCUCUUCAUUGUCUGAGUUUACGGAAAAGAUCCGCAGCGGGUUCUCCGAGGCAGAAGCACUUGAGCAAUACGACCCCAAGGUCGGUGAAGUCGUGAGACUUGUCCGAGCAGCUGCGGCCAGCGCAAAUGCUCUGAACUUCAUCGAUAGUCUCCCACACGGAUUCGCUACAAGCGUAGGCCCGUCUGGAAAUCACCUGAGUGGUGGACAAAAACAGCGAAUUGCUCUCGCCCGAGCCUUGGUUCGCGAGCCCGUACUUCUUAUCCUUGAUGAAGCAACGGCGGCAUUGGACUCAAUCAGUGAGCGACUAAUCCAAGAAGCUCUCGCAAAACUAGCCGAUCAAGUCACUGUGGUUUCAAUCGCUCACCGACUGGCCACUGCCAAGGACGCACACAAGAUUAUAGUACUUCGAAAUGGCAACGUUGCUGAAGAGGGUUCUCAUGUCGACUUGGUUGAGAAAGGCGGUGCCUACGCUGAGAUGGUACGGCUACAAAAUCUUGGGAGGCUUGAUCCGGUGGCGACGCCUCAUGACUCUACAGUGGACGAAAUCAGUGAAGCAAGACUAGAAGAACCAUCCACAGAUGCAAGUGAGACAUUGCCUGGUGUGAGCAGUACACGUUUAACAAAAGAUUCGACACCAAAAUAUGCAGUCGAGAGUAUCGAUGAGAAAUCGAACGAAGCGGUCGAAUCAAAAGACGAAAAAGAAAACGGGGAUAAGAAGCGGAAACGCUCGCGUUGGUUUACAAUGAAGUUUACACUCUCGCUUCUUCGCCCUAAUAUGGGUUAUCUGCUGCUAGGCCUCGCAAUGUCGGUCCUCAUCGGCGGCAGUUAUAUAGCAGAAGCUGUGAUUUUCGGUCACACUGUGCACAGUUUGAGUCCUUGUAUAGGAGCCGACAGUAUCCGUCACGGUGGACACCUGUAUGGGCUUCUGUUCUUCAUCAUGGCUAUCGUCGAAUUCUCGGCAAACGUGAUAGGUGGCAGUGCAUUUGGCUGGGCUGCGGACAAGAUUUUAUAUCGGAUUCGAGUUCUCUCUCUUCGAUCUCUUUUGGGCCAGACAGUCCAGUGGCACAGCAUGGAGGGUCGCACUCCAAGCACGCUCCUUACCUUGAUUACUAGCGAUGCGACUGCACUCAGUAAUAUCACUGGUACUACUAUCGGGCUACUCCUAGCCGCAGCCGUGAACCUAGUUGCUGGACUUCUCGUCUCCUUUAUAAUGGCAUGGAAAAUUACCAUUGUUCUUCUUCCAACAAUCCCAGUGCUACUAGUGUCUGGGAUGAUGAAGCUUCGGACACAAGCUAAAUUUGCCGAACGCCACCAGAAGGCCUUUGCGGAGGCAACCGCUAUCACAGUGGAGGCUGUUGAAAACAUUCGAAUGGUAUCAGCGUUUUCAUUGGAGAAGCAGUCAUGUGCGAUAUACGAGCGAGCUUUACAAGCACCGUAUCGGGAGAUACUAAGCUCAAUCGCGUUUGGCAAUAUCUUUCUGGCGCUGUCCUUUAGCGUCAGUAAUCUCGUUUAUGCUCUCGCCUACUGGUGGGGUACUCGACAAGUCGUUGCUGGACUGUACUCUCAGACACAGUUCUUCAUUAUUCUACCUGCACUUCUAUUCAGUACCCAGUCAUGCAGCCAGAUGUUUGCACUGGCGCCUGAUAUCUCAAAAGUGGGACUAUCCGCAUCGAACAUAACAGAGCUCCUCACCACUCGCUCCGCUGAUGAAGAGGUGGCCCCGGGCUCUUUGAAUAAAGCUAGUGAUUAUGAUACUUCCCUCUUGAAAGAAAAGCUCUAUGACGCAGAGGCAGCACAUCCCGAGCAGCAAAAGCUUGACUCGGCUACACCUCCAUCUACGGAUGGUAUUGGCAUCGAGUUACAGAAUGUACAUUUUGAAUAUCCGUCACGCCCAGGACAUCCUGUGUUACGUGGACUCAGCCUGAAGAUCCACCCAGGCCAGUUUGCGGCUUUAGUCGGCCCCAGUGGAUCAGGGAAAUCUACAAUAUUUGCGACCCUGGAGCGGUUUUACCGUCCUGAGUCAGGAUCCGUGAUCUUUGACGGGGUCGACAUUAUGCGGCAGCUCGGCACUGGGUUUCGCGAUGAUGUAGCUCUUGUCCCUCAGGAGAAUGUUCUCUUUGAGGGAUCUAUUGCGUUCAACAUCGGCCUGGGCGCUCGACCUGGUUACCAGCCAACCCAAGAGGAGAUCGAAGAGGCCUGUCGGAGGGCCGAUAUUCACGAUGUGAUAAUGGCCCUGCCUGAGGGCUAUCAAACACAGUGUAAUAACAAUGGAAAGCAAUUUUCUGGUGGUCAGCGGCAGAGACUGUCAAUUGCACGGGCUUUGGUGCGCCGCCCACGCUUGCUGCUGCUGGACGAGUCUACAAGUGCCCUAGAUGUUGAAUCGGAAAAGCGAAUCCAGGAAGUACUCGCUAACCUGGAAGGCCGCACCACCAUUGUGGCUAUCGCACACCGACUCAACACUAUUCACAAGGCAGAUCGAAUCUUUCUCAUUGAAGAAGGGCGCUGCGCUGACCAGGGCACGCACAACGAGCUUGUUGAGCGAAGUGAGAUGUACCGCACAAGCGUCAUUCACCAAUCACUUCAGAUAUAG
This is a messenger RNA of Talaromyces rugulosus, 4095 nucleotides long. RefSeq lists its product as uncharacterized. The record is from RefSeq and is a predicted model, not a curated record. Gene Ontology annotation, biological process: transmembrane transport. The coding region runs from base 1 to 4095 and encodes 1364 amino acids. Gene Ontology annotation, molecular function: ATP hydrolysis activity; ABC-type transporter activity; ATP binding. The transcript has 2 exons. Lineage: Eukaryota; Fungi; Ascomycota; Eurotiomycetes; Eurotiales; Trichocomaceae. Gene Ontology annotation, cellular component: membrane.